Molecule: messenger RNA, 1379 nt
Organism: Ciona intestinalis (vase tunicate)
Lineage: Eukaryota; Metazoa; Chordata; Ascidiacea; Phlebobranchia; Cionidae
Product: ubiquitin thioesterase OTU1
Biological process (GO): endoplasmic reticulum unfolded protein response; protein deubiquitination; ERAD pathway
Cellular component (GO): nucleus; cytosol
Molecular function (GO): cysteine-type deubiquitinase activity
Source: RefSeq, a predicted model, not a curated record
UCAUAUAUCAAUUAUCUCACGCAUUUUUUUUUGUAGUUAGCCUACUGUUUGGAUUUAUUAAGAUUGCUAAUAUUUGUGUAUCUGCAAUUCUGAUAAAUGGCGGCACUCCAAUUAAGAUGUAAAACAGACACAGGGACUCAUAGACUGAAUGCAAAGUUGUUUGGAACUUCAACAUUAGGUGAUUUGCAACUUGCAAUCAAAGAAGCAAUUGGUGUGGACAGUAACUGCCUCAAAAUCAUGAUAGGUUACCCACCAAAGCCCUUAAACUUGUCUGACUCAUCUGUCUCAUUAAACGAAUUAAAAAUUCGGUCUGGAGAUACUUUCACAAUUGUUAACAAGGAGAAGAAAAACAAAACUGUUGAAGCAACUGUAGUAGAGCCACGGAUGUUAAGAAAAGAAGUACCUGCCGACAAUUCAUGCCUGUUUUACAGUGUAUUUUAUGCCCUGCAGGGAAGAUUAACAAAAAAUGACUACCCGGAAGCCAAACGACUGAGAGCAGACAUUGCAAAUGUUGUUCGGUCAAACCCUGAGGAAUAUACGGAGGCUGUUUUGGGUAAAACGGCUGACGAGUACAGUGUUUGGAUUCAAUGUGAUUCUUCCUGGGGUGGAGGGAUUGAACUUUCUAUUUUAUCUAAGAUUUACCAGGUCGAGAUCGCAGCUGUGGACAUUCAAACUUUGCGGGUUGAUAACUAUGGUCAAAACGCCGGUUACUUGACUCGUAUAUUCCUUCUCUAUGAUGGAAUUCACUAUGACCCAAUGUAUUUGGACUCUGGCAACCCUUCUUUACCCACCCAAACUAUUUUUACAACAUCCGAUGACGUUGCUCUCUCGAAUGCAAUAAAAGUGGCAGAGGGGUGCCAUAAAGCGAGACUAUACACAGACACAGCAAAUUUUAACUUGCGUUGUUUAACAUGCAACACUCUGUUAUCUGGCCAAACUGGUGCACAAAAGCAUGCUAAAGAGACAGGGCAUGGCAAUUUUGGGGAAGUUCAAUAAAAAAAAUAUAAAAAAGUUAAGCUCAAAUAAUAUUGUUUUAGAACACUUAAAUGAAAUGCAUGCUUUACCCCAUAGUGGUCACAUAUAUAUUAUUUUAUAUAGAUAACAUCCUACAAACAGAAAUUUCUGAAAAAAUGGUACAUUUACCUACGCUAUGCUACAAAAAAUAUUCAGAUUCUUUAUUAUCCGUUUAUGCUGUUAUCUUGUGUUUUUAUUCUUUGUUUGAAGCUUGCUGCUAAUAUACUGAAACGUUAAAUAUCUGUGGGACUAUUUUGUUCUCUACCUUUAGAAUUUAUUUAUACUUGUACAACAAAAUACCUUGCACCAUUAGAAACAGCUUGACCACUACUAUUCUUGAUAGUUGUUUCUCUUUAAUUUAUAGA